Phascolarctos cinereus (koala) is the source of this 978-nucleotide messenger RNA. It is a transcript of the gene TFPT, whose product is annotated as TCF3 fusion partner. The record is from RefSeq and is a predicted model, not a curated record. Gene Ontology annotation, cellular component: Ino80 complex. Gene Ontology annotation, biological process: apoptotic signaling pathway; positive regulation of apoptotic process; apoptotic process. Lineage: Eukaryota; Metazoa; Chordata; Mammalia; Diprotodontia; Phascolarctidae. Gene Ontology annotation, molecular function: DNA binding.
UGGCCUGGACCCCCGGGCCCCUGGCUCUCUGGAUCCCCGCAGGGAGGCCAGAGACCCAGAGCCUUGGACCUUGGGGAGAACUGCAACUCCCAGGAGAAGCCAGGGCAGAGGCCUGGGCUGUGCAAGGGCCGGCUGCCCCGGGGCCUGCUGGGAGUUGUGGUCUCCCCGGCCGCUCCAGCCAAGACGGUGGCUGUAGCGCCAUGGCUGGCGUGGGCUUCGAGGAGUUCUCGGCGCCGCCGGGCUCGGAGCUGGCGCUGCCUCCGCUCUUCGGCGGGCACAUCCUCGAGUCCGAGCUGGAAACGGAAGUGGAAUUCGUCGGGGGAGCCCUGGGUGGGCCCGGGCUGCGCGAGCGGGAGGAGGAGGAGGAGGCGGCCCGGGGCCGACGGCGUCGCCAGCGAGAGCUGAGCCGCCGCAAGUACCAGGCGCUGGGCCGGCGCUGCCGGGAGAUCGAGCAGGUGAAUGAGCGGGUCUUGAAUAGACUUCACCAGGUGCAGAGAAUCACAAGGAGGCUCAGGCAAGAGCGAAGGUUUCUUAUGCGAGUCCUGGAUUCCUACGGAGAUGACUACCGGAAGAGCCAGUUCACUAUUGUCCUGGAGGAUGAGGGUAGCCAAGGCCCUGAUGCCCCCACCCCAGGAAAUGCAGAGAAUGAGCCACCAGAAAAGGAAAGCCUGUCACCUCCCCCUCGGAGGCCCCCUGAGCCCAGCAGUCCCCCACCUGGGGAAGGCCCCAGUGGAAGAAAGAGACGGAGGGCCCCCCGGGAUGGACGCCGAGGUGGGGUGUUGCUAACCCCAGAGCUAGGCCCGGGCCAGAUCAAAGUGGAGGAUGACUUUGGCUUCGAGGCAGAUGAGGCCCUCACCACGGGAUGGGUGGCCCGAGGCCCAGGCAAACUGCUUUCCUACCCCAGUUUGGCCAGCCCUCCCUUUGACAUUACCCCCCAAUAAAGCUUUGCCUCCCUCGAAGCCCUGGUGGAGACUCGCA